UGUUUUAUUUGAACGUUUUGAUACAUGUUAGAUUCCUGUUCAGUGUUGUUAUAAAUUCUGAUAACCUAAUUCAUUGUUGUUAAACACUUGCCUAAAUCUUAUCAAAAACUUCAGACCAUAACAAUGGCAGACGACGAAGUGGAUCCAAAAGAGUAUCGUUGGGAAACCGGCUAUGAGAAAACCUGGGAGGCAAUCAAAGAAGAUGAGGAUGGUUUGGUGGAAGGCCUGGUGGCGGAGUUCGCCCAAAAGGCGGCUCGGAAGGCAGCGGCGCCGCGCAAAGGACCCGUCAGGCUUGGCAUGAUGCGGCAUCUUCUGGUAGCCGUGGACUGCUCUGAGGCGAUGAGCUGCCAGGACAUAAAGCCUACUAGAUUCCUUUGCACACUAAAGUUGUUAGAGAGAUUUAUAGAAGAAUUCUUUGACCAAAACCCCUUGAGUCAACUGGGUCUGGUGCUGAUGAAGAACAAGAGAGCAGAGAGACUGACUGAAAUGUCAGGGAAUGUUAGAAAACACAUAAAGGCUGUACAAGGCUUGUCAAAUAUAGCCCUGACUGGUGAGCCCUCACUGCAGAAUACAUUGGAGUUCGCAAGUCGAGUCCUCAAGCCUCUUCCUGGGCAUGCUUCAAGAGAACUUCUCGUGUUAUUUGCCUCGCUCACUACUUGUGAUCCGGGGGACAUAACUACAACUAUACAGAGUCUCAAGACCGACGGUAUCAGGUGUAGUGUAAUAGGAUUGGCAGCUGAAGUCAGGAUCUGCAAAAAGUUGUGUCAAGAUACUGGAGGCGAAUAUGGGGUGAUACUGGACGACGUCCACUACCGCAGCCUGCUGCUGGAGUGCACGGCGCCGCCGGCGCGCGCGCGCAGCCUGGACGCGGGGCUCGUCAAGAUGGGCUUCCCUCACGCCCCGCCUUCGGAGCAGGACAACAGCGCCCCCCCGCCUGUGACGCAGUGCAUGUGUCACUUGGAAGAGGGCGAAGGCGUAGGCACAGAAGGGCACCUCUGCCCGCAGUGUCGCAGCAAAUACUGCUCUCUGCCGGCGCAGUGCCGGACUUGCGGCCUCACGUUGGCGUCAGCGCCACAUCUAGCCAGAUCUUACCACCACCUGUUCCCUGUGGAGCCGUAUGAAGAAAUACCAAACGAAGGCCAAGCUCAGUACUGUUUUGGGUGUUUAAGGCCUUUUGUGGAACUGGAUAAAGAAUUGCACCGCUGCCCGCGUUGCCGCGAGCAUUAUUGCUGGGAGUGCGCGAGUGCGGUCGCGGCCACACUGCACGUGUGUCCUGCUUGCGCCUCGCGUCCACACUUGUACCAGCGGCUGCCGGACCACGAGUGAAGCGAGGAUGUUAGGCC
Molecule: messenger RNA, 1343 nt
Organism: Cydia fagiglandana
Lineage: Eukaryota; Metazoa; Arthropoda; Insecta; Lepidoptera; Tortricidae
Gene: Ssl1
Product: general transcription factor IIH subunit 2
Exons: 9
Coding region: 124-1326 (400 amino acids)
Biological process (GO): nucleotide-excision repair; regulation of transcription by RNA polymerase II; DNA-templated transcription
Cellular component (GO): transcription factor TFIIH holo complex; transcription factor TFIIH core complex
Molecular function (GO): zinc ion binding
Source: RefSeq, a predicted model, not a curated record